AUGUCUGGUCUUGAGAUACCAGCCUUUAUCAUCGGCCUCGGCGGUCUGAUUUCUGUUUUUGAGAAGGGCUUUGAAGUAUGGCGCGUCAUCCGAAGAGCUGAGGAUUUUGGGGAUGAUGUUGCGGAUUGGAUGUGCAAGUUGGAGAUGGAGUUCUUUCGAUUCCAGACUUGGUGGACUGCUUUGGAGCACCUUGCGAUUUCGAAAAGGUCGUCGCAUUCUGUUCUCAGUGUGCCGCUUCAGUCAUCGCCUUUGCAGACGACGCUGGACAAGCAGUUCGGCAAGCCCAUUAUUGGUGCUGCAACGAGCGUCUUGAGGUUGCUCGAGAAGAUUGAGGGAAUACUGCAACGAAAUGGUGUUUUGGUCGUCAUGCAAGCCGAACCGCUUAUCACAGAUCAAGGCGCAGACUUCGUCGAGACUACAGCAAAAUCGCGACAGCGACUCAAGCGAUUCGCUAGUGAUCUCUUGAAGCAUACACCAUGGACGACUCGGAUUAAGCACAACACCAGCCCAUGGAAAGAGGACUCUGACAAAACCGCGCUCGAUGAUUCCCUGGAGUCCAUAAUCUACUGGAACAACACUCUUUACAGCAUACUGCCCCAGAGUAUUCGGGACAGUAUCCUCGAGCUCGGAAUCGCAGGUUACGCUCUGGACUCGACAGAAAACAUCAAGGACAUCGUCAAUUUGUCUAAUGAUCGAAACGGAAAAUUAAGCCAAAGUGCUAAAUUGAUGGCGAUACGGCAGCGCUUCAAAGAUGGCGCGGGCUUGAGCGCUGAUGUGGAUGCUAUACUCCAGAAGAUGGAGCUCAAAGAGGUCGCAUUCGAGGGCCUUGUCGCAGCCGAUGUCUUCAAGGGAUGUCAAUAUACGAUCUCUCAGUACACAUGUCAAAACGGUGAUAUUUCUCGAGUCCUCAUCGAAUGGGUACCCAUUCCAAAAGACUUCGACGCUUAUAAGCUGGCCCACAGUCGUAUGGCACGUAUCUCAUAUACUCUACAACAAAUUGGGACGUUUUCAGCAAUACAGCCCUUGCCAGCUCUUGGAUUCAUUGAGUUUGGGGGUGCAAGAUCUUUUGGUCUUGUGUCGACUUUGCCUCGCGGUUUUCCAUCAUCGGCCAAGGUUUAUACACUUUACGAUAUGCUAGCUGGUGGCCAAAAGUCGGCGGCGGGUAGCAAAUCAGUUUCACGAGUACAGCAUGCGCUUCCAACUCUGAACCAGCGGCUUCAGCUUGCUUCAAAACUAGUAAUGGGCUUCUACACUUUUCUCUUGACUCGAUGGCAUCACGAGCGGUUCAACUCUAUGCACAUUGCGUUCCUAAUAGAUGAGACGGACACACAGUCGAAGGCAAUUGACCUUGGUCAACCUAUCAUUGGAGGCUUCGCAAUAUCUCGGCCAGAUUCGCCGACUGAGCUAUCCAUCUCAGCGUCAGUUGAAGAUGCCGAAAUUAUUUACCUGCAUCCCGACAUACGCAAGCGUCUCAAGUCAGGAGCCAAAGAGACUGGCAACGAACAGCGCUUCCAGCGAGUCCAUGACAUUUACGCUGUUGGACUAUUACUAGCUGAGAUUGGCUACUGGCGACCCAUUGCAAAAGUCGCUGAGUCCAGAGCAAAAGGUUCAAAAGCAGACUCCAUGUCUCCCGUUCAGUUCAAAGAAGCCGUCAUAAAGAAAUGCCAAUCAGACCUAGGCUUCUUCGCAGGGGAGACUUACAGGGAUAUCACGCUGCGAUGCUUACUGGCUGGUGAGCCCGGCGGUGUUCAGGCAGAAAACGACGCUGCUGGAUUGAAUAACCUGUAUUGGGACGUUGGAAUAAAUCUGAUGACUAGUUAG
Molecule: messenger RNA, 1821 nt
Organism: Fusarium musae
Lineage: Eukaryota; Fungi; Ascomycota; Sordariomycetes; Hypocreales; Nectriaceae
Exons: 1
Coding region: 1-1821 (606 amino acids)
Source: RefSeq, a predicted model, not a curated record